AUGGUGGAGAAAGGACGGGUGGCUUUCCCUAAAAUCGGCUACGGUGCGUCCAGUGUUGGGGUUCUUGGGACGGUGGGCAAGCCAUUGUAUCAUGAGGCCGAUUACCCUGAGCAUCCGCGGCCGUAUCAUUGGCGUGACAUGCAAGUGAGCAUGGUUGGAGUGAAAGCGGCUGAUGCGAUGGAGAAAAAAGUCUAUCUGCACACACGGGUUCCCUUCUUUGUGUAUCAGAAAUAUAGUGAUGUGCAGGGUACUGCAUCACUUGGCGGGCGGGCGGAUAUGAUGACAUUUCUUGUGACUGUUCAGCCGUGUGCGGCAAUCAUGGCUCAAGACGCGCAAGUCAGUCCGAGAGAUGCCCCACUAGCGCCGAUGCCAUGGUCGUCCUAUUGCAACGCAUGA
This is a messenger RNA of Bipolaris oryzae ATCC 44560, 396 nucleotides long. RefSeq lists its product as uncharacterized. The record is from RefSeq and is a predicted model, not a curated record. Lineage: Eukaryota; Fungi; Ascomycota; Dothideomycetes; Pleosporales; Pleosporaceae. Bases 1 to 396 code for a protein of 131 amino acids. The transcript is spliced from 4 exons.